GAAUGCGUCGGGAAGUUGUGAGCGUUGGAGGGGUUUGUGUUGGUCCAAGGACUGGGGAGCUCUGAAAGGAGAGGAAGAAGCUGCUCAGACAACCCCAGGUGAUGGGGAUCAUGUUUUCCGUUCCUGUCGCGGAGCCACUCGACAUUAGGGCAAUCCAUCAGGCAGAGAGCCAUGCCAGGAAAUCGAAAACUUUUGUGCUGAGGAACGCGAAGCUGCCCGCGUGUCCUCGACGUUUGCCCUUCAUGCCGAAGCUGAGAGAGGUGGACUUGAGCUCCAACAGGAUUGUAGAGAUGCCAUUUGAGAUCGGUCGGCUGUACAAGUUAGAGAGUUUGAACCUGUCUCAGAACUUUUUGUCAAAACUGCCGAGCAGCAUCGGAGACUGCGUUGCUCUCAAAGAAAUCAUCGUCAGCAACAACGUCAUUGAUGUUAUUCCUGAACAACUGGGGCAACUGAAAUUGUUGGAGCAAUUGGACCUCUCCCACAACAGAUUGGUUGAGAUUCCUUCUGCUUUGAAAAAUUGCGUUUCGCUCUUGUACCUCAACGUUGGAGAAAACUUGAUCGAGGAGCUCCCGCCGGAACUGAGCGGAUUGGGCAAGUUGGUUGAAUUCAACGUGUCAUUCAACAAGAUAGAAAUGAUUCCGGAAGAGUUUGGUGAGAUGUCAUCACUGCAGAAACUAGACAUCAGAGGCAACCCGAUACCAACAUUACCAGAACCGCUGCUACGAGACACGUCCCUCAACCGCCUGUACACACACGGCUGCCCGGUUCACGACACCUUGAAGCAGCAGGGUGGCUAUGCAGUCUUUAACGAACGCAAGAUUCGGAGAAUCAAAGCACGUGGUUGGCCUCCGGUUCCUGACCCUGGGAAGUUGAAGGGCUGGGGAGAAGAUUGAUGAAAUGUUAAUGUGAAAGAUUAACAGCUCAGGAGCAGUUACCCCUGUACACAUUGGUCUAGAAUCAAAUUGAUCCAUGUACAUAGUCGACUAUGAUGAAAUAGCAAUGAAUUCUUGUCAGUUUG
This is a messenger RNA of Guillardia theta CCMP2712, 1018 nucleotides long. RefSeq lists its product as hypothetical. Gene Ontology annotation, molecular function: protein binding. Bases 102 to 893 code for a protein of 263 amino acids. Lineage: Eukaryota; Cryptophyceae; Pyrenomonadales; Geminigeraceae. The record is from RefSeq and is a predicted model, not a curated record. The transcript is spliced from 5 exons.